AUGUCCGACAAAGUUCAUCUGAUGACUUCCCGCAGCUCCCACUACGAUCCCAGCAACUCCCACUACGACCACAUCGGCUCCCACUACAACCACAGCAGCUACCACUACAACCACAGCGGCUCCCACAACAACCACAUUGGCAGCUCCCACUACGACCACAGCAAUUCCAACUACAACCACAUCGGCUCCCACUACAACCACAGCGGCUCCGACCACAACCACAGCAACUCCCACUACAACCACAUCGGCUCCCACAACAACCACAGCAUCUCCCACUACAACCACAGCGGCUCCCACUACAAACACAGCGGCUCCCACUACAACCACAACUGCUCCCACUACAACCACUGCGGCUCCCACUUCAACCACAGCUGCUCCGACCACAACCACAGCUGCUCCCCCUACAAUCACUGCGGCUUCCACUACAACCACAGCGGCUCCCACUACAACCACACGGCUUACAACCACAGCUGCUCCCACCACAACCACAGCGGCUCCCACUACAACCACUGCGGCUCCCACUGCAACCACAGCAGCUCCCACAACAACCACAGCGGCUCCCACUACAACCACAGCUGCUCCCACUACAACCACACGGCUCCCACAACAACCACAGCGGCUCCCACCACAACCACAGCGCUGGCUACAACCCACUACAACCACAGCGGCUCCCACUACAACCACUGCGGCUCUCACUGCAACCACAGCAGCUCCCACUACAACCACAGCGGCUCCCACUACAACCACAGCGGCUCAAAUUACAACCACAACUGCUCCGACGACAACCACAGCUGCUCCCACUACAACCACAGCAGCUUCCACUUCAACCACAGCGGCUCCAGCUCCCACUACAACCACAGCAACUCCCACUACAACCACAUCGGCUCCCACUACAACCACAGCGGCUCCCACUACAACCACAGCUGCUCCCACUACAACCACAGCAGCUCCCACUACGACCACAGCAACUACAACUACAACCACAUCGGCUCCCACUACAACAACAGCGGCUCCGACCACAACCACAGCUGCUCCCACUACAACCACUGCGGCUCCCACUUCAACCACAGCUGCUCCUACCACAACCACAGCUGCUCCCACUACAACCACUGUGGCUCCCACUACAACCACAGCGGCUCCCACUACAACCACAGCGGCUCCCACUACAACCACAGCGGCUCCCACAACAACCACAUUGGCUCACACUACAACCGCUGCUGCUUCCACAACAACCACAGCUGA
Molecule: messenger RNA, 1242 nt
Organism: Oncorhynchus masou masou (cherry salmon)
Lineage: Eukaryota; Metazoa; Chordata; Actinopteri; Salmoniformes; Salmonidae
Product: histidine-rich glycoprotein-like
Exons: 8
Coding region: 1-1242 (413 amino acids)
Source: RefSeq, a predicted model, not a curated record